ACACGCACAUUGGCGUGGCCACGAAGCGACUCCAUGCCCUUCCUGAGUGCCCACGCUCUUGGAUCGCUGAUUGAAUCAGCCGUAUCAACUCAAUCCCUUCUUCUUGGGCGAGCAGUUCAUGCCCAUAUAACCAGAACUCUUGAACCCCCUUUUCCACCUUUCCUCUCCAACCAUCUCAUCAACCUCUACUCCAAACUCGACGCACCCGACUCAGCUCAACUCCUCCUUUCACUCACCCCGACUCGUUACCGUUCUGUUGUCACCUGGACCGCUCUCAUUGCCGGCUCCGUCCAAAGUGGUCAUUUCACCUCCGCGCUGUUACAUUUCUCUAACAUGCGCCGUGAGUGUGUUCAACCCAAUGACUUCACUUUCCCUUGCCUUUUUAAAGCUUCUGCGUUUUUGCAUUCCCCCGUUACUGGUCAACAGCUUCAUGCGCUGGCACUGAAAACUAGCUUGAUUGAGGAUGUUUUUGUUGGGUGUAGCGCAUUUGACAUGUAUUGUAGAACCGGUCUACGGGAAUACGCGCGGAAGGUGUUUGAUGAAAUGCCGCAGAGGAACAUCGCCACGUGGAAUGCAUGUAUUUCUAAUUCCGUGCUUGACGGGAGGUCUUACGAUGCUGCUUUAAAAUUUGUUGAGCUCUUGCGAGUGGGCGAAGAGCCACCAAACUCGAUUACUUUUUGUGUGUUUUUGAAUGCUUGCUCGGAUGGUUUGUAUUUGAAGCUUGGGCGGCAGUUGCAUGGUUAUGUGAUUCGACUUGGGUUUCGAUCGGAUGUCUCUGUUCUGAAUGGAUUGAUUGAUUUUUAUGGCAAAUGUCACGAGGUGAAGUAUUCGGAGCUGGUUUUCGAUGAGAUAAAUGAGCGAAAUGGUGUAUCAUGGUGCACCAUGUUGGCGGUGUAUGAACAGAACGAUAUAUGGGAGAAGGCUUUUAUGGUGUUCCUUAAGGCAAGGAAGGAAGAUAUUAAGCCAACUGAAUUUAUGAUUUCAAGUGCGCUUAGUGCUUGUGCAGGAAUGGCAGUGCUUGAGCUGGGGAGGUCUAUUCAUGGUCUUGCAGUAAAGUCUUGUAAGAGUAACGUAUUUGUUGGCAGUGCACUUGUUGACAUGUAUGGGAAAUGUGGUAACAUAGAAGAUUGUGAGAGCGCGUUUUAUGAAAUGCCUGAAAGGAAUUUGAUAACUUGGAAUGCAGUAAUGGGUGGUUAUGCUCAUCAAGGGUACGCGGACAUGGCAUUGAAUUUGUUUGAGGAGAUGACAAGUGAAAGCCAUGACGUGGUGCCUAAUUAUGUGACAUUAGUUUGUGUAUUGACAGCUUGUAGUAGGGCUGGAACUGUUAAAAUAGGCAUGGAUAUCUUUGAAUCUAUGAGAAAAAAGUAUGGGAUUCAACCAGGGCCAGAGCAUUAUGCAUGUGUAGUGGAUAUGCUUGCAAGGGCUGGUUUGGUGGAGCGUGCAUACGAGUUUAUCAAGAAAAUGCCUGUUCCACCAACAGUUUCAGUCUGGGGGGCUCUUUUAGGGGCUUGUAGAGUUUAUGGAAAACCUGAACUAGGGAAGGUUGCAGCUGACAAUUUGUUUCAACUUGAUCCAAAGGACUCUGGAAACCAUGUUAUUCUUUCAAAUAUGUUUGCAGCUGCUGGAAGGUGGGAGGAGGCUAAUCUCGUCAGGAAGGAGAUGAAGGAUGUGGGCAUCAAGAAAGGGGCCGGAUUCAGUUGGAUAUCUGUAAAGAAUUGUGUCCAUAUUUUCCAAGCAAAGGAUACAAUUCAUGAGAGAUACCCAGAGAUUCAAGCAAUGCUGGCCAAGUUAAAGAGAGAUAUGAAAGCAGCAGGUUAUACUGCUGACACGAAUUUUGCUCUGUAUGACUUAGAGGAAGAAGAAAAGGAAUCAGAAGUUUGGUACCAUAGUGAGAAGAUUGCACUUGCAUUUGGUCUCAUUGCUAUCCCUCGUGGAGUCCCUAUAAGGAUAACAAAAAACCUGAGGGUUUGUGUGGAUUGCCAUAGUGCAAUAAAGUUCAUAUCGGGCAUUACUGGUAGAGAAAUUAUAGUAAGAGAUAACAACCGCUUUCAUUGUUUCAAGGACUACCAGUGCUCGUGCAGAGAUUAUUGGUGACUCUAGUUUAGGUAUUCCAGAGAAUUCUGGUGGCUUCCUUGCCAUUCUGCCAUUGAUCCAGGCACUAAUUUACACUCAUGAUGUUGAGGUUGAGGGUCUGAACUAGAAGAUAUCACCUCCAUAAGUUUUCUUCACUUCCAAGGCGAAGCUGGAAUUGCAUACUAGGUCCACCAUCCCCUGCUAGAGGCACGUUAAGAGCUUCACAAAUCUGAAACUCAAAACUACGUACAAACUGGCAUUGCAGCAAAAGGCAGCUAUGCUAACAGGUUUUUUAGCGCUGAUGACAACAAUUGAAUGCAGGAAGAAGUUCCUGGUGCUGCCAGAGUACUUUAUGCAAUAAGUUCUUCAUCUUCCGAUGCAAUUGAACUGGACAUGGCUAUGGUGUUUGUCUACUUGCAGGUCAUCCAUCGAUCACCCUCCAAUUCAAACAUUGGGACUGAAGUCUAUUGGGAAGCAGCGUCUAAUGUUUGUUGUUUAUAGAUAACACAUGAUGUCUCUGAAGCUAAGAAUCUCAUUAGUCAGUUCUUGCGGACAACUUCUCAAAGAGACUUUCCCUUCAGAAGAUCUUGAAGCACCUGUGGAUAGUCAAGAAUGCUGAUUCGAAUGUAGACCUCUGAAAGUGACAUUUCUGGCUGCUCUCUCCUUGUGUCUUUUGACCAGUUUGCACCAGUUGAUUUUCAAUAUAACACAAAAUUUGACAGGAGAUCCAUGGUAAAAAUGAAAUUAUCGAAGUUGCAGGAAAUGAAGUCAACAAAAUUAAAAGUUCUUUGUGAAAGAAGCUGGAUUUGGUGAAUCUGCAGAAAGGCACAUUUAGUUACUGAAACACAAGAUGCAGUGGAUUUUCCUGUUGAAUCUAUAGUCUGGUAUUUCUUGUUAAAACUGCUAACAAAAAGGCUAAGAAGAAGAUUAAACACAGCAAGAGAAACGCAUCACCGUAUGUCAGAAUGUGACACUUCAGCAUGUGAUAGUAUGGUGCCGCCAUAAAUGUAAAGAGUAUUAUUUCUCAAUUCUUACAAUAUCCAUGAGUGGAUAUUUUGUUCCAAUUUAUAUGAAAAUAGUAUCUAGCAAUUAGCAUGUGAUGUUAUCUCUCUGAUUUGACACUAGCUUACGUGCAUCAAUUCUUACUACCUAUUAUUUUAUA
Molecule: messenger RNA, 3235 nt
Organism: Nicotiana tabacum (common tobacco)
Lineage: Eukaryota; Viridiplantae; Streptophyta; Magnoliopsida; Solanales; Solanaceae
Product: pentatricopeptide repeat-containing protein At4g14850-like
Biological process (GO): RNA modification
Molecular function (GO): zinc ion binding; protein binding; RNA binding
Source: RefSeq, a predicted model, not a curated record